Messenger RNA from Drosophila mauritiana, 877 nucleotides. RefSeq names its product protein cornichon (gene cni). The record is from RefSeq and is a predicted model, not a curated record. The transcript has 4 exons. The coding region runs from base 133 to 567 and encodes 144 amino acids. Gene Ontology annotation, biological process: endoplasmic reticulum to Golgi vesicle-mediated transport. Gene Ontology annotation, cellular component: endoplasmic reticulum membrane; COPII-coated ER to Golgi transport vesicle. NCBI's taxonomy places the organism in Eukaryota, Metazoa, Arthropoda, Insecta, Diptera, Drosophilidae.
GUCAUCAUCGCCGCCCUUGUAAAAAAAAACAAGUGAGUCCCAGCGCUACAAUUGCAAAGCCGAAUUUUACGAGAAUAAUUAGCAAGUCACUGUGAUUAGCACCUGCAAGACGUGCUCGAGCGACUUUAGAAGAUGGCCUUCAACUUCACCGCCUUCACGUACAUAGUGGCCCUGAUCGGGGAUGCAUUCUUGAUAUUUUUCGCCAUAUUUCAUGUCAUUGCAUUCGACGAACUGAAAACGGAUUAUAAGAAUCCAAUUGAUCAGUGCAAUAGCCUCAAUCCGCUGGUUUUGCCCGAGUACCUUCUGCACAUCUUCCUGAACUUGCUCUUCUUGUUCUGCGGCGAAUGGUUUUCGCUAUGCAUCAACAUACCCCUCAUAGCCUAUCAUAUUUGGCGUUACAAAAACCGCCCUGUGAUGUCGGGACCCGGACUUUAUGAUCCCACCACGGUCCUGAAAACCGACACUCUAUCCCGGAACAUGCGUGAGGGUUGGAUAAAACUGGCCGUCUAUCUGAUCAGCUUCUUCUACUACAUAUACGGCAUGGUUUAUUCGCUCAUCUCGACAUAGGCAAGCUCUUGCCUGGGGAUCUCAGUGUUGGCGCCAACGCACCGCGUCGUGUAUUAGUUGUCUAAACUCGGGUAGAAGACUUCCUUUUUUGGGGAAGAGUCCCCAUCAUCAACCGCGAACAAUACUUCACUUGUAAAUUCUAGUGUAAAUCCAUAAAGACAUCUUGUAGCUUUGUUUUUUUAUACAAUUUGUAAUACUUUUCUGCAGUACGAGAUUGUAACAUGUUUUUAUUUUGAUUAUUUUUUGCAUUUGGCAUCUUUGGUGUAGUUGGAUUUUAAGCAUUAAAUAAAAGUCGAAUCAAUGUAACAAA